This is a messenger RNA of Vanrija pseudolonga, 1820 nucleotides long. RefSeq lists its product with no specific name. NCBI's taxonomy places the organism in Eukaryota, Fungi, Basidiomycota, Tremellomycetes, Trichosporonales, Trichosporonaceae. Gene Ontology annotation, biological process: enzyme-directed rRNA pseudouridine synthesis. The record is from RefSeq and is a predicted model, not a curated record. Gene Ontology annotation, molecular function: pseudouridine synthase activity; RNA binding. Bases 46 to 1785 code for a protein of 579 amino acids. The transcript is spliced from 5 exons.
CACGCAGCAACGACGACGUGGACAAGGGCGACGAAAUAGAGUAGAAUGACCGAACUAGGACAGGCCUCGCAAUCACAAGCACAAGCACCAGAAGCAACACAACCAAAAGCCCCCACGCCGGACACGACCCCCGCCGUCGCCCCCACCGACGACGCUGAGCGCGAGCGCCUAGCCAAGGAGGCAAGGCUCGCAAUGUACCCGAACGGCAUGCACCCCAUGCUGCGGUACUGCAAGCCAUACUGGUGGCCAUACAAGACGUUUGCCAAGCAGCGGUGGCUUGGCCGGCGGCUGCUCGAGGUCGUCGCGACCGAGUUCCGCGAUCGGUCCGUGGACUACUACCGGCACGCGCUCGAGUGCGGCGUGACGAGGGUGAACGGCGUGCCCGCGUACCCCGACUACAUUCUGCGCGACGGCGACCGCCUCGACAACACGGUGCACCGGCACGAGCCGCCCGUGUCCAACGACCCGGUGCUCGUCCUCCACGUGGACAAGGAGCGCGAGUUUAUCGUCAUCUCCAAGCCAGGCAGUCUGGCCGUGCACGCCGCGGGACGGUACUUCAAGCACACGCUGCUCGAGAUCCUCAAGUCGGACCACGGGAUCAAGGCGUAUUCGGUCAACCGCCUUGACCGGCUCACUUCUGGCCUCAUGAUCCUCGCGACGUCGGGCAAGGCCGCCGCGCGACUCGCCGACGAGUUCAUGGAGGGCAAGGUCAAGAAGGAGUAUGUGGCGCGCGUGCGCGGCGAGUUCCCCGAGGAGGAGAUCACGGUCGACCAGCCCCUGUUGUCUGUCGACAGGCAGAUGGGCCUCGUGAUUGUCGCUCCGGAGGGCAAGCCGUCGCAGACGAUCUUCAAGCGCAUGAGCUAUGACAAGGAGCGUGACCAGAGUGUGGUGCAUUGCAGGCCGCUGACCGGCAGGACGCACCAACUCCGCGUCCACCUUCAGUACCUGGGCUACCCGAUCGCCAACGACCCCUUGUACUCGCAAGAGUCCGUCUGGGGGCCAGGGUGUGGCAAGGGUGGCGUCGACCUCGUGCCGCAGGGCGAACAGACGAGCCAGAUCCUCGCGAUCCAGGAGCGCCGCGCCAAGGGCAACGCAAGCGGGCAGUCGACGCCGCCGCCAAUCCCAGACGACUCGGACCGGCUCGCCGGGCGCGAGACGGGCCCAGAGAUCGGGCCGAACAAGAACGCGUUCAAGCCGCGCGAGUUUGACAACGUGGACAUCACGAGCCCGAUCUACCUCUCGCAGCAGGCGCGCAACGUGAUCGGCGCGCUGAGGCGGCAGCGCGACGAGGCCGAGGACUGGGUCAAGUGGAAAGAAGUGGUCUGGGCGACCAAGAAGGCGCAGGACGGGCUGGAAGGGAGCGACAGCAAUAGCGGCGCGAGCACGCCGCAGCGCAAGAUCCCGCACCCGAGCGUCAACCAGUCAAUCAAGCGCGUCAAGGCCGUCGACCGCGAGAUGUUCGAGGACAACCCCAACCCGCUCCCGGCGCCAGAGUACAUCCCCGAAGGGUUCUGCCACCAGUGCUUUAUCCCCGUCGCGGACGACCCGGACCCCGAGACGCUGUUUAUCUACCUCCACGCGCUGCGGUACCACACCGAGCACUUGGGUACUUGGGAGACGCCGCUGCCCCGCUGGGCGGGCGAGAAGUGGGACGGCGACUGGCGCGGGUGGGACGGCGCGCCGCCCGUGACUGUGUUGCCGGGCAAGGUGGCGGGCGGUGCGGCGCCGGCGGAGGAGGCGGGGGCCGAGGCUAAGGCCGAGGCCAAGGAGGCAGAGAUCGCUUAGACGUAGCCAUAGACGACGUUGUCAUAUUGCAUAGG